Molecule: messenger RNA, 3723 nt
Organism: Colletotrichum godetiae
Lineage: Eukaryota; Fungi; Ascomycota; Sordariomycetes; Glomerellales; Glomerellaceae
Exons: 2
Coding region: 1-3723 (1240 amino acids)
Source: RefSeq, a predicted model, not a curated record
AUGUUUUCCCAUUUACGAAUCCACCGAAGGGGACAGUCGAAUCCCACUUCGCCAAACCCCGAACAGCCCUCUACCACUGCUCCCUGGGAUCCCUCGCUUCCCCAGCAGCACUCUCCCUUCAUUCAAGAUGCCGCCUUAAGCCCAGACAUUCGACCCCAGGCUUCGACAACGAAUUCCUCACUUCCUCCCACCCUGCCGCCCAUUCCCCGCGUCACCUCGUCCAGCUCCGAAUCACCCUCCCCGCUUGAGCGUCCAACUGUCGAUACCAACAUCAGGGUGACGCAAGAGCCCAACACCCAGAAACCCCAGCCGCCUGUACCUCCACCGGUGCGCUCGCCGUACAACGCAGACUCUGGCUUUCUCGGUGGCGUUGCCUUGCGCAAAUACCAACGCGAACAGCAGGAGCAGCAACAGCAGCUCAAGAAACAACAAAUGACGGCUAAGUCUCCGGAUCUGGUUGCGUCUCCGCCCACGAGUGCCUCAAAACAUGCCAGCUCCUUUGCGACCCCGACCGAGUUGCAUCACCAGGGCAGCCACACCCAUAGCUCGCCUCAAGCUCAGAGCUAUGCUUCCACCGGACGACGCCCUGCAGGAACGAGACUAUCGAGCGAACCAAUCCGCAUGGCAAAUCAUGGCUCCGAUGCCCCCAAGGGCAGGAAAGGCCUGCCUUUUCUCAAAAAUCCCAUGUCGACACUCCUUGCACGGAGGAAGACAAGCCAAAACGCACCAGACUUAACACCUCUUCCCCUGGGAGGAAACCCGUCAUAUGAUCCUCGCAUCCGGGGGACAAGAGUUCACGACUUCAGCGCGCCACGACCUCGGCGAAGCCUCCCCAACAACGAGGGCCCCAGCCCUGCCGCGGCGCCGACACCCGGUACGAAAACACAACCGCCGAUACCUGAAGAGAUGUCAGACUUGGGCCAGACUUCGUCUAGAGAGAGCGCAGCACCAUCCCAAGCAUUUCAACAUGGGAGGAAUACAAGUAGUGCUUCUGAAUCUGGGCGCUCGGGCUCCGUCAGCGUCAUAUCCCAGCCGGCUGUUGAGUCUGGGAGCGGCUCGGUAAAGACAAGAAGCAGCUUGAACUUGGAGUCAAAACCUCUGCCCGACGUACCGCCCAAAGACGAUACCGCACCAUCGUCAAGCUCGGCCUCAAUCGUCUCCAAGAAACCCUCAAUUAGCGCGGCUUCAAUCUUGUCUAAGAAAACACCGUCCACAAGAGCAACCCCUUCGAGACAUGCCUCCGUGUCUGGGCAAGAUGUCCUUUCUUCCGUACCACGCCGAUUGAAGAGUACGUCCUCUAGAUUCAGCUUCGACAUGGUUGGCGCAGCAAAGGCCGAGAAGCUGCUCGAAGAAAGGCAUCGCCAACGCGAGCUUGAGAGGAAGACUUCCGACCCUGAACCUAGCGGGCCUCGUGAUUCUAGGUUCGACGACUUUGACGAGGACUUUGAUUACGAUGCCAUGAUGGAAGAUGAUGGAUUUGAAGAGCCGAUUCCGAUGAGCAAUGAUUUUGGAGACGACUACGGAUACGAGGAGGACUUUGACGCUGGCGGCACAGAUCCUUUGGGUCUUGACGACGGUGAAGAUUUUGACGCGGCUGGGACGGACUCCUUUGCACUUGAUCCGGUGCCAGAAGUUGAGAUCGAACUCGAUGAGGAUGCUGAAAACGACCCCGAUAACGACCAAGAGAACUUUGCUGGUUUUGUCUUUCAACGAUCAGGCCCUCCCUCAGCUUUGACCAGUCCACAUAGCGCCGGUCUCUUAGCAACGCCAAGGGAUGCAGACGGCAAGGUGAUUGGAUUCGCCAUCUCGAGAGACACGCCGGAUUUGAACCAAGUGCUGAGUGAGAGCUUUGUUCCGGGCCAGAAUGUAUCGCCCAGUGCGACUGAUUCAACUGCCGGGCUUCCGAUGGAGGACGUGAACAUUACCGAUGCGGAACAGCAAGAUGAGGGCGAAUCGUUGCGCGAGCCAACUCAGUCAUUGUCACCGGCGCCACUCUCAGUCCCUAAGAAGGACGAUCUCUAUUUUGACAAUGGCCUUCUCGAUGAGUUGGAAUUUGCCGGAGAGGGCGACGGCUCUUACUUUGAUGAGUCCAUAUUUGAUCUUGACGACACAGACAAGUAUGGCCGACCCAUUCCUGGGGCCUUUGCCAGGGCUCAAGCUGCCAGGGCUGCCAUGACUGGUGGUGCCACUGCACCGGAGGAUAGUGUGCAAGAGACUGAUGCCAGGGUGGGCGAAAGUCAGGAUGCCAGUGUCCAAGACGGCACUGCCCCCGAGAACAUCAAGAGAAUCUCCGACAGCACAUCACGACUGUCUGCGCAUUCCAAUGUCUCGCAAUCGACGGCCCAUACUUCCCUCAGCGUCGGCAUGCCGGCUCCAUCUGUUGAGGAGUCAAAGCGAGCUAGCGACCUCUUAGCCCAGGGCCAGGAGUCCUCAGCAAUGACUUCUAGCUUCUCGACGACGGGCCAGGACAAGGUGGAAGCUUAUCAAACUGCCCUGGCGGCAGCGGCGUUCGAAGCCGCCGCCAAUGGUAGAUUUCGACGAGACUCGUCCCCCCCUCCAAGUGAGCUCAUGUCGCCCAGUGGAGAGUCUGUAGAUGACCUUCCACAGCAUGAGAACAUGGACGACUACGACGAUUACGACGAUGCUGGUUUUCGCGAAGAUCUGAAUGAUUACGAUGUCGACUAUGACGACUUCAUUGCGGAGGCAAACGCUAGUGCCCUUGCCAACGACUCUGACGGUUGGUAUGGCCAGGAGUUUGGAUUCUACUCUGCUCCUGUCGAAGGAGGCGGACGCCACAGUAGGGAUAGUUCCAACGGGUCGGAUGAGAAGCCUUUUGAAUACGCUAACGGCGGCUUCUUUGGGCCGUCGGGCGUAUCUCGAAGCAAGUCUGGGAGGAUAGUGUCCCGAGAGCCCAAUCUCACGCCUAUCACGGAGAGAUCCGAGUAUUCCAAUCGUAACUCGAUCAUGAGUCUCGCGGUCCCACCUGGUAUUGGUUCCGGUCCAUCUAGUCUUCAGAGCCCCGGCCUGGCCCAACUAGCCAUGAUGGCUGAUGGUGACGAUAAUAUGAGCCUAUCAGCGCUGAUGCGGCUUCGUUCCAGGGCUUGGGGUGGAUCGCAGGCCAGUCUGGUCUCGAGCCGCGAGGGUUCGCCAAGAUCGGAGAGGGGCGAAGGGGGAAGCUCACCUUGGGGCCCGGGGCCUCACAACAUGCUGGGCAUCCAUGGUCAUGGUCGUAAGAACUCGGCAUUCUCUGUUCGCAGCCGCGACAUGGAUUCUUCAGACGCAGGUAGCACGUCGGGCUCCCCUACUCUCACCAUGUCCAUGCCCACUCUAGGGUCACCGCCUCCUCCUUUGCCACCAUUGAACCAAAGUCCUGCGGUGGUGAUGAACUCUCCCCACUUCACGCACAGCGCGGCGUUCGAUCCUGUUCCAGAGUCUGACGAGAUGGAUGAGCUUUCAAUCUCCAACACCAUCUCACACUCGGGUUUGUGGAUGAAGAGCCCGGACACAGCCAUGCAUCCGAAUCUCGUGCCCCGCAUCGACUCGACACCCCAACCUCAGCGAAGGCCCGGAAUGGGUCACAAACACAAGGGGUCCGCGGACAGUAUAUCUUACAUCAAGGAGGAGGAGAGUGGCGAGACCAGAUGGGUUCUCGAGCGACGGUUUACCGCCGACAGCGGGGAGAUUGAAGUGCAGCGGGAGUUCGUUGGCAAUGGCCAGAUAUAG